This is a messenger RNA of Anthonomus grandis grandis, 1276 nucleotides long. RefSeq names its product POC1 centriolar protein homolog A-like. Gene Ontology annotation, biological process: cilium assembly. Gene Ontology annotation, molecular function: protein binding. The coding region runs from base 130 to 1062 and encodes 310 amino acids. The transcript has 2 exons. Lineage: Eukaryota; Metazoa; Arthropoda; Insecta; Coleoptera; Curculionidae. The record is from RefSeq and is a predicted model, not a curated record. Gene Ontology annotation, cellular component: centriole; ciliary basal body.
UGACAUCGAUUCAAAAGUAAAUAAGCCGCUCUUGUAACCGUUUUAUUUUCACUCAUUUUAAGUAAAAAAACACGAAAACCAACUUUGAAUAAAUUAAAAAUUUUAUACAUAUCUUUUUAAACAAAAAUCAUGUCCACAUUACACCUGAGUGAAGAUGACCCCCAGGUGCAAACGAUUCUCGAGGGGCACAAAAAACCAGUAACAAGUAUAAGUUUUAACCCAAACGGGGUCCAGUGCGCCAGCAGUUCAGAAGAUCACAGCAUAAUGAUCUGGACCAAGUGGUCAGAUCCACAACAAAACGGUCCGAGUUACCGAUUUUCCGGCCAUACAGAUUCGGUUACUUGCAUAGAUUAUACGCCAAAUUGCAAAUAUUUGGUGUCCAGCUCAAAGGAUCACACUGUACGUAUUUGGGUACCGUCGAUUUUAGGCGGUUCGGCGGAAGUAAGAGCCCAUACAUCUGCAGUAAACACCGUUAGUUUGUCAAUGGAUGGUGCCAAAAUGCUCACCGGCUCAAACGAUAAGUCAGUGAAGAUGUGGGAUGUUGAGACCAAACAGUUUAUUAUGAGUUUUGUUAAGCACAAUAAUUGGGUAAAAUCAGUGAAAUUUUCACCAUUUGGUAAUUACAUAGCAUCAUGCUCUGAUGAUAGAACAAUCAGACUUUGGGAUCCCAUAAGCGGCCAACAAAUCCAAACUUUUACUGGAAGUAAAGGCAGCCCCAAUCACAUUGCCAUACACUUAAACAAUAACACAAUUGCAGCAGCAAUGAAUUCCGGUUCAAUAAGACUUUACGAUGUUAAAAGUGGAAAGCUGCAGCAGCAUUAUUCUUUACACGAUAAUGCCACUUGCGUCGAUUGGCACCCUAGAGCAAAUUAUUUGUUGACCAGUGGCAUGGAUUCCAAGUUGAUGAUUGUGGAUAUUAUCGAGGGCAGGCCACUGCUCAGUUUGAAUCAAAACGGUGGUAUUAAAACUUGCAAGUUUAGUUCUGAUGGGGAGUUUUUUGCAGCAGGAGGGACCGAUAAGAAGAUUACAUUGUGGAAAACUAAUUUUCUUGUUUUUGAUUAGGGGGCCUAGGAUUAAGGAUUAUAAUUAUGUUAUGGUUAUUUAUUUCUUUUCUGUGAUAGUUCUGUAAUAUUGUAAGAAAAUGACACUGAUUAUUGGCUCUUUGUACUACACCCAUUAAUGUCUUAAUUUUUUGUACUAGGUUUACUUUAGAAAGCAUUUUGUAAGAUUACAAUAAGAUUAUUAAUACGACGCAAUAAAGUAUUAUUGAUUUCUA